This is a messenger RNA of Diversispora eburnea, 702 nucleotides long. The record is from the annotation of a GenBank genome assembly. NCBI's taxonomy places the organism in Eukaryota, Fungi, Glomeromycota, Glomeromycetes, Diversisporales, Diversisporaceae.
AUGGUAGAAAAUAUGAAAAAAGUCGCAUCUGCCGAUCAAGAGCUUACUGUUGAAGAGCGAAAUCUCUUAUCUGUUGCUUACAAAAACGUAAUUGGUGCACGAAGAGCUUCUUGGCGUAUUGUUUCCUCGAUCGAACAAAAAGAAGAAACCAAAGGCAAUGAAGUUCAAGUUGGUUUCAUUAAAGAAUAUCGUUCAAAGAUCGAAGAGGAAUUGACAAAGAUAUGUGAUGAUAUUUUGGAAGUACUAGACAAUCAUCUAAUUCCAUCUGCAGCAACGGGUGAAUCUAAAGUAUUUUAUCACAAAAUGAAGGGUGAUUAUCACCGAUAUCUUGCUGAAUUUGCAACUGGAGAAAGACGAAAUUUAUCUGCAGAUAAAUCUUUGGAUGCGUAUAAAGCUGCUAGUGAUGUGGCAGUCACUGAACUUGCACCAACUCAUCCAAUUCGAUUGGGAUUGGCCCUGAAUUUCUCUGUAUUCUAUUAUGAAAUUUUGAAUUCUCCUGAUCGGGCCUGUCAUUUAGCCAAGCAAGCCUUCGAUGAUGCAAUUGCAGAAUUAGAUACUCUUAGUGAAGAAAGCUACAAGGAUUCGACGUUAAUCAUGCAAUUAUUGAGGGAUAAUUUGACACUUUGGACAUCAGACAUGCAAGAUGAUAAACCCGAAGCUACUAAAGAAGAUGAACCCACCGAAACAAAAGAAGAAGCUUAA